UAUGCUGGGCCAAACGGCGCUCGAAGCUUAAUUAUAACCAUUUUACAACUUAAAGUGGGCGGUGGAAUCCUAGCUUGGGAUACRAAUGGCGAGCAUUUGAACAACCAGGUCCAUGGGAGAUUCAUAUAUGCCAUAAAUUCGACCUGCCGAAACACUUUGAAACCAUCGCAAGACUGUUCACGAACAGUUAUAAACUACGCGCCAAGAAGAUUCUUUUCCACAAGAUUGCUCACUAAAAGAACUGGAAUUCAAACUCAUACAUGUCAUUUAUAAUUCCRAAUUCGGUUGAAGAACACAGUCUACUUUAGMAACUUUCAAUUUGGGAAGAUUUKGUAGCCAAAUUUGCAUCUUUCCUUUUGUUUAGUCGAGAAAAUCGGUUUUGGAAASCGACAUUCAGCGAACUGAAGCGUGAAGUUGGAGAUGUUUUGAAAACUUCAAGAUUUUWAUGCUGUCAAAUAAUUCACACAGGAGAUAAACUMUAGACUGAGAAUAAUACAAUGRCGACCACAACAAUAUUUCCGACAACAUUUGCAAAUAGCACCGCACCUACAAAUUCCACACACGGUAUUUCAGCAUUGGCGGGCAAAGCUUUUGCUUAUGUAACUGGGAGUACCACAGGGAUCAUCGUUGGUGUUGUAGUUCUUCUGCUCCUAAUCGUUGCAGUAGUUGUAAUUGCAUSUCUCGCAUGGAAAGGACUUAAAUCAGCUAAAGAAAGAGCGCUUAGCAAGCUAAAGGAUCUUAGAAAGAGUCARGACCAAGCUUUGGAUAUGAUGGAUGCUGUCCCUGACGUGAACGUGUCUUCWGUGCAACCUUCUGCAAGUAGAAAACAACUGAAAAACUUGGGGAAAGUAAAAUUUUCUUUGCGACAUGAGGAAGAAAGCAAUGAACUUGUCGUAACGGUGCACAACUGUCAAGAUCUACCUGUCAAGUACUCUGGAGGGACUGUGUACAAGUAUGUAGAGGUCGAGAUGUUUCCAUUUCACAGAAUGACGCAACAUAAACCGAAGACCUCGUAUGUCAGGAACGAUUUGUCGCCAGUCUUCGAGGAAGAGGUUCGUAUCAAGAUGACCAGCGAGGAAGUCAAAGAUCAAAAAUUCUAUGURCAUGUUUGUGACUACAACCAAAUCUCAACACGUGACCUAAUUGGUUCUUAUCACGUGGAUUUACAAAAUACCAAGGUCAAGGCCAAAGACACGCUGUAUGAAGGAGACCUUGAAUGGAUUGAAUCGAUUCGUGGCGCUGAGCGUGGGGAUAUCGACGUCGUGUUGCGGUAUUACCGCGGUGAAGGGCAGCUGCUUAUAAAGAUUAAAGAAAUAAAAGGACUCAAGCCAGCUCUUGGAAGACGCUUUACUAGUGCCUACGUCAAAGUCCACCUUGUUCAUGGCUCCAAGCAACUGUACGAGAACAAAACAAAAGUGCAAAGAAARAAUUUUGAACCGACAUUCAACAAAUCAUUUUUGAUCGAUGUUCCGCAAGAUAAAAUUGAACAAGUUAACUUAAUUUUACGUGUUAAAGACUCGCCUAUUGUCGGCCGAAAGCGACUUCUCGGUGAAGUGUGCAUCGGUGGAGAUGCUGUCGGCUCUUACUAUCAUCACUGGAAACUUACUUUGGAAAAAGACCAAGAAAUCGAAAUGUGGCAUUGUCUGGAAUUACUUCAUAUUAUUCCUGGAAAAACAAAUCUUGCCACAGCAAUGAAAGCAAUUCCAGUMUUUGAGAGCUCAGAACUAGAAGAAGAAGAAAGUGAAGAUGAAGGCUUAUUCGGGGGACUUUUACCGGACAUGAAUUUGCCAUUUGGUAUGGGAGGACUGUUUGGAGGGCCUGACGACAWGGAGGCGGAGAAAAAGCGAAAAGAUUCAGUUUCACUAUGAGUACUAUCGAAUCUAUCUCGUGAGGUGAUUGAAUUACUUCCAAUAGGAUCUCCUAUUUAUAUAAAUGCAUUUAUUUUACAAAAUUAAUGCAUGUACUAUAAUAAUUUUGACAUUGUUUAUUUUGUAAUUUAAAGAUUUAAAAAUCUUUAUAAUCAGUAAAAAUUAUUUCACAGAUAAACUCAGAUCUCUCAAAUAAAAUUAUUAGCUUGUCUUAGGACAUAAGUUCGACGAGCCAUUACCGGACUAGAAUUGUAAAAAAAGUAGUAAAAUUAAAAAAAAAUUAACAAUCA
Exaiptasia diaphana is the source of this 2158-nucleotide messenger RNA. Its product is annotated as synaptotagmin-1. NCBI's taxonomy places the organism in Eukaryota, Metazoa, Cnidaria, Anthozoa, Actiniaria, Aiptasiidae. The record is from RefSeq and is a predicted model, not a curated record. Bases 498 to 1868 code for a protein of 456 amino acids. The transcript is spliced from 7 exons. Gene Ontology annotation, biological process: calcium-ion regulated exocytosis; cellular response to calcium ion; regulation of dopamine secretion. Gene Ontology annotation, molecular function: phosphatidylserine binding; calcium-dependent phospholipid binding; SNARE binding.